This is a messenger RNA of Eriocheir sinensis (Chinese mitten crab), 8735 nucleotides long. RefSeq names its product calcium uniporter protein, mitochondrial-like (gene MCU). The record is from RefSeq and is a predicted model, not a curated record. Gene Ontology annotation, cellular component: mitochondrial inner membrane; uniplex complex. NCBI's taxonomy places the organism in Eukaryota, Metazoa, Arthropoda, Malacostraca, Decapoda, Varunidae. Gene Ontology annotation, molecular function: uniporter activity; calcium channel activity. The coding region runs from base 1 to 1059 and encodes 352 amino acids. The transcript is spliced from 7 exons. Gene Ontology annotation, biological process: calcium import into the mitochondrion; mitochondrial calcium ion homeostasis.
AUGGAGAGACUGGAGGACUACGGGGGGACUAAAAAGGGACUACAAGGGGUGUGCCCCGCCCCCUCGUGCUCCUCCACGCCCAGAAGAUGGUGCAGUUCGACCCCCUCCUCCACCUCCACGUCCCCCGCCGAACCCCUCGCCGCGCCAAGCCCAGGGGUGACGGUGACGGUGUGCAACGGACUGCCGCAGCUGACCGUGCCUCUGCCCUCCCGCAGCGACCGGUGCCGCUUCACGCUCCGGCCCGUCACCCACACCGUGCAGGACUUCGUGGACCAGCUCACCCACGAGGACCACGGCAUUGACAGGGUCGUCCUCAGAACCACAGACGGGACACGCAUCUCCUCCUCGGACAGCAUCGAGUCUUUGCUCAUGAACAACUUCGACCUCAUCAUCAACGACGUCAGGUACCGCGUGGAGGUGCCAUCAGGACAGAAGCUCACCCUGGAGGAGCUGAGUGACAUGGGUGAUGUGCGGCAUCUGGUCAACAAACUCUACAUGGCGCUCAAUGUGGACCAGCACCAGGUCAUGAAAGAGAGGGACAUCCUGGCGCAAAUUGAAGACCUCAAGUCCCAGCUCGCCCCUCUUGAAAAGAAGCGCGAGGACUUAGUGUCGGCAGCAGAGCGUCGCACCACCAUCCUGGCCUGGGCUGGGCUGGGCUACAUGGCCCUACAGUUUGGGUUCCUUGCCAGACUGACUUGGUGGGAGUACUCCUGGGAUAUCAUGGAGCCCGUCACAUACUUUGUGACCUAUGGCACUGCGAUGGGGGCGUACGCUUACUAUGUGGUGACUAAGCAGGACUUUGUGUUGGCAGACGUCCGGGACAGACAGUUCCUUCUCUGCUUCCACAAAAGGGCCAAGAAACUGGGGCUCAACGUGGACAAGUACAACAUGCUCAAGAACCGUCUGGCGGAACUCCACAAGGACCUAGACCGGCUACGUGACCCUCUGGCCCUUAACCUACCUCAUGCCGUGCUGAAGGAGCCCCGCGGCUCCCAGGCUCCCCUUGCCAAGGCUCAGCAGACCCUCAAGAAUCUGCUGAGGAUGAGGGAAGACAAGUAGCUCUGGCAUCGCUUUCGGCUGAGGAAACAGUAGCCGUGCAGUAAGGUGGCAGGUUGAGUCGUAUAAUAUUGCACAUGUCCUUGAGCACAAAGUAACGCAUCCCAGAGCUGCUGCAAAGUGUGGAAUGUUAGUGGGGACAACAUGAGACUAACUGCCAAUUUUGAUAUAGAGCUUUCUGAGUGAAGAGCUUUGCCGUAUUAGCAGUGUGUGAGGGAAGGUGGUGGGCCGUCAGGGGAUCUUGUGAAAUGGUAGACUAUAAUAAAAUGGUAUAUGCUGCACAUCCCAACAAGGUUGCCGAGCACAACAUUACAUUGUUAUUAAGUGGUGUUAUUAGCAACUCUGGGACUACUAAUGAGUGUGUUAAAGAUAGGCAGACUAAAAAUUGUUGUUAAUGUGUGAUAAAUAGUUGAGACACGUUAGGAACAUGUGCUGUUAGACAUUAUUUUUUUGUUUUUUUGAGUCUAACAGCGUAUGGCCCCCCAAGAUGGAUUAGCGCACCACGAACCUCUCUGUUAACCUUUAAAUCACAUAUAAUCGUGAUCGACAGGCUGGCAACACUAAAACAAUGACAGCAGCUUGUAGGUACGAUCUCUAGCUACUGAUCCCAAGGUCUAUAUCAGCACAACAUGAAUCCUUUACACCACAAAUCAUGUAUAGACCAGAACCUAAAUCAACCAAAUCAACAACAAUAAUAGGGAGCUAAUGGGUAUGUCAAGGAAUCAGACUCUUUCUCUAGACGAUCAGGAGCAUAAAACAACAAAUUACUACACUCGUUGUCCACAGCCUAACCAAACCAAAUCAUCGACCGCAACAGGGAACUAGUAGGUACAGUACAUUAAGAAAUCCAGAUCUUUCACUAUCUUUACCUUUGUCAGAAGCAUGAGGAAACCCACAUGAAGAGGAAAAUGAGGGAUCGUCAGGAAGACACAAGAGCCAUUAGGGUUCAUGAGGUGUGUGCCGGGGCGAGGUGUGUCUCUGGGCAAAGGCAGCGAUGGCGCACCUCAAGGGGACGGCUUUUGGCCAUUCAGGGAGGAGGAAAGGGAGGUCCCGAAGCCUUUAACCUGGGAAGAAAUCAAAGAAGUGUAUCAAAAGCACAAAUGUAGGUAACUUCUCAUGUAUGACUUGUUAAUCCUCGAGUACACACACACACACACACACACACACACACACACACACACACACACACACACACACACACACACACACACACACAAUGAAGGGGUGUGAGGUUCCAGUUAUAUCCAUAGAUCCAUCCCUUUGAAUUCCAAGAUCUCUCGGGAAGGGUACUGGCUGGCGAUCACGAGUCCAGUAAGUGAUCAUAGCGUGGGUGAAUGACAGAUUUAUUUAUGUGUAUACCCACACCCACCUAUUAUGCUCACAAACUUAUACGCACUCUUAUUGGUAAUGAGGUCAGGUAAGGAACUGCUGUGGAAAAUAGAGCAGAGGUUGAAGAUUGCUCGUCGUCAAAUAAAGAUUGGUUAGCAUUUUAUACUUUGAUGAUAGUUUAGGUUUAGACCUCUGCUAAACUUUUCAGAGUUUCAUAUUCCUGAUUUCAGUGCUACUUUGAAAUCUGCAUACAAAUAGAUGAAAACAAUACUAUGCAACACACACACACACACACACACACACACACACACACAGUCGUACAUACUAACGCACACAAUCACACGAGCACACAUCCUCAUCUUGAAGACUCGUAGAGACGCUUAACAUGAUCUUGCAGUUAUGUACGUGCUGUGGAAUGUUUCUAUUAAUCCGUUUAGGUUAAUUUUAUAUCUAGAGUUAAGCCUCUUAAGUAAUGAAUUGAGGAGAAAGACAACAGUCGCCUCCCUGCUUCUUGUUCACCCAAGUGGUUCAUGCGUUGAGUUGGCAACAAUGAAAACCCUCACAGUGUCAUCAAACAGGAAUUAAAAAGAGAAAAUGUAAAUACAUAUUUAACAUAACAAUAUUAUGCUGAUUCAAAUAAGAAGAAAGAAAAGUGGGAAAAAAUAAACUUCUACAGAAACUCUGGCUGGUGCUGGAAACACCACACUCAUUAUAACAAGUAGAGAGAGGAAGAAAGUAGGAAGAAAUAUACUUAAGAGAAUCUUUAAUGCCAGAAAUAUGGAAUGAUGUUGUCAUGUGUUGUUUGUUACUUUUGCAGUGAGUUUAGAUUCACCUCAACUAGAAAAGGGAGAAAAAACAUGAAAAUAAGAUAGAAAUGUCUAGCUAUCACCGCAUUCAUCCUCAACCAACACACAUAACUAGAAAUAGACUCCAUGGUGGAUGUCUUCGUAGAUAUAAUGCUCAUAGUCACAAGGCAUUGUAAGGCAACAAAUAGUUUGACAAUGUGUCUUCCUAAGGUGGUGGGUCUGCAGGCUGCUGCAGGGGCCAGCAGAAGGGCUGAUCAGAGGGUCAACGGGACCCUUACAACGGAACGGUUUGCGUUCGAGCCCACAACCCCAAGCGAGCUGAUUAUGUAACUCCUCCAAGCGUCGAGUGGCUGUCCGUUCCGUUGACCUCCAGUUUUAGGCUUUUUCUUGCUUGUGUGCGUGUUGACGGCUGCACACCUUUUUGACUAGCAUGACGUUGUAGGUUAUUAUCUUAGUGGUUGGUUUGGAUUGAAAGUUUCUAUUCUUCUAAUCUGGUAAUAAUGUUUCUCAAAGAAGGGUUCAGCAUGUAAUGUUGGCGCCUCACUUGUUUUUCAGUCCUCUUCGGAGAUAUAGUUAAUAAUAAUAAUAAUAAUAAUUAAUAAUAAUAAUGAUAAUGUCACCAUUUUUUUAUAUCCAUCGUAAAUUGUUACUUAUUGGUAGUGACCUCAAGUCGAAAGGGUCAGAAUAAGGGUGAUAAUUAUUACCAUUACUUUUGUAUUAAUGGUUGUUAAGGCUAGUCUUUCAUAUAUGCCAUUGGUUGAUGUUUGCUAAUAAGUAGUUGGUUUUUAAACAUUUUUAUAGUGUUAUCUGAAUAGAAAGGAACAGACAGAGUUUAGCAAUACAUAUUUUAUAACAAAAUAGUUGGUUAACUCAUUGGCUAUGAUUGACCUUUUUAUAUAACCUCUAUUGCCAUUUAUAAUAUCUUCUCAAUUCUAGUAUAUCAAAUCCUCAUCCUCAACUUUGAAUAGUUAACUUUAUCUAGAUAUUAUUCCUAUUUAGCCACUACAUCUGCCACGUAGGCAUUCAUGCCCUCUCGCCAUAAGCUUCAAUCUUUGUAUACACAGAAAACUUGACGUAAGCAACUUGUGGCUGGUGAUCUUCAAUGGUUAAAUUAAGUAUGAUAUGUAAAGGUAUAUUUUCAGGCAAAUUCUUACUAAUAUGUAUAGUUAUAUUUUAUGGAGCCAUAAUAGAUCCAAAAAACUGCUGCACUGUUAUGAUUAUGGUAGAACCAUACCCUGUUACAGCAUUAUUAGAUUAAGUAUUGAUUGCAUUUGUAUCAAACUCCUUAAUUUGUCAGUAAGAAUGAAGAUCCAAAACAUAAUUAUAAGACUAUAACAAACUUUCUGCUGAUUGCUGUAUAACCCAACUGUAAUUUUAAGAUAAAACACCGUUUUAUUGUGCUAUCACCACUUUGGGCUGUUUCAGGAAAUCUUAAAAUUUAAAGAAAUACACAAAUCUUCACUGUAGCUUUAACAAAGACUUAUACAUACCAUAUCAGCUUUAGACAUAGUGGUGUGUGCGGCCUAGCUGAGAGGAAGGACACUGCUGCGUAUUGUUUGGUUUAUGCUUCAGGUUUUCUGUGUAUAUGUACAUGUAACCACUCCUUCCUCCCAGUCCUCUCUCAUCCCUGCCUCUAAAAACUCAUAGUGGAACGAACCAGAUAACAAUUUUUGUUUUCCAUUCUCUGAUUCACAACAGCCUCUUCCUUUCACUCUUCUAUUGCCUCCACAUCAAAAUUAGUCUCAUAGCAGAGAAAAGCAGACAAUUUUUGUUUUCUAUUCUUUGACUUGUAAUGUCCUCUUAGUCCUCUAUUAUCCUUGCAUCAUUAUAACAGUCAUAGUGGAGUGCAACAGGUUCACUCAUUUCCAUCUACCUUUCUCAGGCAUACAUCAAUCUUUUACUCUGUUUUCAUUCUUUCCUUGCAUCAAUAUAAAGUCUUGUAGCAGGGGGAAGCAGGUUUAGUUAUUUCCAUCUCCAGUUCUCAGACAUGUAACCUCUUCUUUUUCCCGGUCCCUUAUCAUCUCUGCCUCAAAAAAAAAAAAUUGUAGUUGAUUGAAGCAGGUUCAGUUAUUUCUAUCUCCUGUCUCAGACUGUAACCUCUCCUGCCUUCCUUCCUUCAUCCCAGUUUUUUUCUGGUCCCAAAUAAUGUCUCAUAGUGGAGUGAAGCAGAUUAAAUCAUUUCCAUCUCGCAUUCUCAGAGUAGCAAUUAGGAAAUUAGUGCAGAAUUUCCCCUUGUAAUUUGUAUAUCUCAAGCCAGCCUCAUCGUACUAGUGAUCAUCCCGUAAGUGACAAUCAUCUAGUCAGGUGUUAGCAGCGGCAGCGUUGCCAACAGACACCAAGCGAGUCGGCGGCUAACUGAAUUGUUUUCAUUCACUUGCCGUUAUUCAAAAUUUUGAGUCACUUGGAGGAAAAAUGCAUUGCUGCCCAGAGAUACUGAGUGAAUUUAUUGGCUGAACAGAUUUUUUUUCUCUUUCUUUUCUUUUUUGAAAUGUAACAUGACUCAGAAUUCCUGCAGCCAUUUGGAGGGAAAACAUACUUUACUAAGCUUUCCUCAUGCCCCCAAAAGUCUUCAGCACACCUGCUAGUGCUUGAAAGAAAGUGUCAUGUUACUUGUGGUGAGACGUGUCAGUGUGGACACUACCAGGCUAGGCUCAGGGCAGUGCCAGCUAUGGUGCCGGCAGCCCCACUUAGCACUCCCCUCACCACCCACUUUAUUCGGAAAGAGGAAAAUAGAGAGAAUAGGUUUUUUUUUUUUUUAAUAUUUAUAUGUGUGUAUAUUUUUGUUUAUCUUAAAUGAAGAUGAAAGCUAAGAUCACAAUCGAAAUGAUAGUGUUUUUUUUAUCAGUCAGUCUGCAGUUUCAUUGUCAUUUGUGUGGCUGAAGACUUGGUUUCCUCCUCUCCUCCACUGCUGUUGCUGGUUCACUAUGCUCCAGUCCAUUGUCGGUGUCUCGGUGAAGGUGGCUUGACUCCUUCUAUUCAGGGAAGCACUAAACAAAUCCCUAAUAUCCAGACCCCAGCCUGUGAGAGGUUUUUCUGUGUGUGUUUUUCCCUACCUGCUAUGAUUUAUAUCAGUUUGGGUUGUGAGUGUUUAGUUUGCUUGUGUUGCGCUACCAGUGAUUGCCUCAAAGGCAUGGUUGCUAAUCAAAGGGAAAUCCUAUGAACAUUAUUAUAUAUUUUUAUCUCCACUGUAUGAUUUUUGAAAUUAUAUACUUAGGAACGGAGUAUAAUUAUAUAUAUUCACAGAAGGUACCCAUUUUACAGUUUAAAACUAAUAGUUGUGGCAUUACUGUGUAAUAUAAUAUUUGUUCUUCCCUCAGGCCAGUAAGGGCAGGCAGGGCUCCCCACAUUUUGAAGAACUUGUUAACCCUUGAUUUCAGCUGAAUUCGGUGUAGUUAAUUUAUUCUUACCAAAAUGAAAUGUAGUACAAUAUCAGCAAAAUUUGUCUACUAAAUGUAAAUUUAAAUUAAAAGCAGUACUACAUAAAAAUAGAAUAAUUAAAAGAUGAGACAAAAAUAUCUACUUAAGAUAAAAGGAUCAUGCCCAGGUUAAUCACUAAUAAAAAAAUACACCUGGUAAUUUACCUCUAGAGGCAAUACAGAGGAAAUAAAUCAACCCUCAUAGUGUUACAUUUGGUAUAUAAAGAUUAUUUUUUCAACUAGAAUCUUCACCGGGGCAGCUAAUACAGAACAUAAACUACUUAUCAUAAGUAGCUAUAUUUAGUAAAUAUUUUUUCUAAACUUUACAACCAUCAGCUUGGUAUUCUUAUAGAAAAAAUCAAAUAAAUUUUAAUUUCUUUUUAGAUGCCACAUUUAUUGUCUCUAAAAUGGGUGUUUUUGGUGGAUAUGACUAUUGGCCCCUAAUUGUUUGUGUAUUGGUGGCUAGGCAAGCAUUUUUAGUAACUAUUCAACCUGAUUUCAAUUUGUGAUCAUGUACAUUACCAGAAGUUCAAAUUGGUAUCUGAACCUAAGAGUAUAACAUGAUUUCAGUUUGUAAUUAUGUACCUUAUUUGAAAAGGUUUCUAUUCCUAGCCUUAACUAAAUAUUACAACGUGAUUCAGUUUGUGAUCAUGUAUGUUACAUUACGUUCAAGGUUUCAGUUGGCACCUUAGCAGAAGUGUACAUAAAAUGGUUUCAAUUUACGAUUAUGUAUAUUUCUCCCAAGGUUUCUAAUGAUACCAAAACAGAAGAAGAUGCAGCAUGUAGCUACUUGUUUGGCUGCCAUGAAAGGUGUGUGUAAAGGAAAAAGGAGGCACAAACCACAUCCUAUUUCCUGUCAUGUUUUGUUGGUGUGUGCCCAGACUUAGCUAAACAUGAGCCCCAGCAAAUCCUCCACCACGAAACUUGGCCACCAUAACAACCACCUUGCUCCUACUCGCUGGCAAUACUCUGCUGGCGAAGGGGGCAGCCAAUACAUUAAGCUAUGUGUUGUGGUGUUACAAGUGGGUGAAUGAACCUAAAAUCUCUCUUCAUAUGAUGCUGUGAACUGCAAUAUCACAUGUACAGUACCUUAAUGGCUCUCUUAUACAGGCUUCAUAUAUCAUCCUCCCACCCCACCCCUUGUUAACCUACAUAUAGAUCUCUGCUUGUCUACCUAAUUCAUCCAUGACACACACACACACACACUUUACCUUACUAGUAUACAAAAGUUAAACCAUAUUCUACAGUUAAGGACAAUACCAUUCACUCAUACAUAUACAUACAUACAAAAAUAUAUAUAUAUAUAUAUAUAUAUAUAUAUAUAUAUAUAUAUAUAUAUAUAUAUAUAUAUAUAUAUAUAUAUAUAUAUAUAUAUAUAUAUAUAUAACCUAUAAUACAGUUACCUCAAGUAUACAAAGUUAAAAAUCGAGGAUAGUCUCAUACAUAGCAAUAUACAUAUAGAAUAUAACAAAUAUACAGACCGACACACAUGCAUUACAAUUUAAGGGCAGUCCCUGGAUUUGCUUGGGUACAUGUUUUCACUGCUUUUGAAUGUUUCUUACGUGCAGUGCUAGCAAAGGGACAGUGACGCACUCUUCUGUAGGAACUCGAGAAAUUAAUUAUCAUCCUUAAGUUUAAUCGCUAGAAACACCGAUGGACUCUUUCGUAUCUCCACUCCAUAUGAAGUUUGUGGCUUGAAGUACUCUGGCUCCUCUUUUAUCCAUCAAGACAGGUCCUCAAGUCCUGACCGAUGUUGAAUUAUGUUACAGUUUCUCAAGUCCUGACUCUGAUGUUCUUAUGUUAUAGUUUCUGAAGUCCUGACUGACGUUGAAUGAUAUGAAUACUUCUACUGUUUAGGAAAGAAAGGGCCUCACGUCAUCACACCUUUCUGACCUUUGUGUUUCUCCAUUAAGUCAUGAGAAAGAAAAACGUGAGUUGUGUCGUCCUAAAAAAAAGGUUUAAAUGAUUCACUCGAUCUUCUCCAACCUCCUCUGGUAAUCUGUGCACAUUCACCGCUAUCUUUUACGGUUGAUUAAAAUGUUGUUUUGGUUCAUGAAGUAAUGGAAUGAAAUAAAGACUUUAUGCUCCUGUAAUAUAAUGUAAAAUAAAACUUGUUAAGCAUUUGUAA